Molecule: messenger RNA, 411 nt
Organism: Closterium sp. Yama58-4
Lineage: Eukaryota; Viridiplantae; Streptophyta; Zygnematophyceae; Desmidiales; Closteriaceae
Source: the annotation of a GenBank genome assembly
AUGGACCCCGCGGAGGGUUCACUCCACUCCUCACCAUCCCCGACCGCAGAUUUCUCGCGCUCGCAACAUCAACAGACAGAGAACCUGAACCAGAAGCAGAGGCGAAGACGGAAGAAUGGGGAGAAGAAGAAGAAGAAGAAGAAGAAGAAGAAGAAGAAGAAGAAGAAGAAGAAGAAGAAGAAGAAGAAGAAGAAGAAGAAGAAGAAGAAGAAGAAGAAGAAGAAGAAGAAGAAGAAGAAGAAGAAGAAGAAGAAGAAGAAGAAGAAGACGAAGAAGAAGACGAAGAAGAAGACGAAAGAAGACGAAGAAGACGAAGAAGACGAAGAAGAGACGAAGAAGAAGAAGAAGAAGAAGAAGAAGAAGAAGAAGAAGAAGAAAAGAAGAAGAAGAAGAAAGAAUAAUAGAGAAUAA